AACAAGAAGAGUCAGCUGAUGGUGAUGGCUGAGCAGUGAGCAGCGGUGCCGAGGUGCUGAUAACGUCAUCGCCCCUCUGCUACUCUGCCAGCCUCCCGAGUGGUAAAAAUACACAGAUGCACACCUGAAAACACACACCUGCUCAAGUUUUCCUGCAUUAUACCCCUGUAAGACGUGCUGUUAUAGGGUUUGAGUGCUUAACUGGAAGACUUGCGGAAAUGUACAACAGCGAUCAAUGAAGCGCCACUUGACUUCAUCUAGUAUAGGACACAGUGCAUGAUGUCCAGUAGUACCAGAGAUCCAAGGUCAAUAUUGUGUGUUGGGCAUGUGUGUGUGGACCUGAUCAACCUGUGCUCUCACUACCCUGAAGAAGAUGCCAAGGUCGGUACCACCACCGCCAACAACAGGUAAAGGAAACACAAGGAAUAGACAAAUUCCACAGUGUGUGAUCACUGAAUGAUUAUUAAUAGCAAGUGACCAGGUUGUUUACUAGCUUCUUUUUUUAUAUGACUGUAUUAGCAACUUCUGGGAGUGACACAUCAGUCUGUUUAUCAGUUUGUUAUCUCCCAAAAUAAGUGUACAAACUUCAGUGGAUUAGAAACAUUUGGAAGACAGAAGUGCAUCUUGACAGUCAGAAUCAUGAGUCCCCGUGAGAACAUCUUGUGCGUUGGUUUGUGUUGCCUCGACAUCGUAAGUCAGGUCUCUCACUUCCCAAAGGAGGACACCGAUCAGAGAUGCCUGGAGCAGCGGUGGCAGCGUGGCGGUAAUGCCGCUAACAACAGCACUGUGCUGGGGCUGCUAGGGGCUAAGGCAGCAUUUUUAGGCACCAUCGCUGACUCCCACGAAAAGAGGUUCCUCCUUGAGGAUUUUGCCAAGUAUGGUGUGAACACAGAGCAAGCAGUAGUGUGCAAAGGGUGUGAGUGCCCCUCUUCCUGUGUCAUCCUGAGCCGUGCCACUGCCUCCCGCACCAUCAUCCACUCCAACAAGAAUCUUCCAGAACUCUCUGUGGAGGACUUUGCACAAGUUGACCUCACUCCAUACCAGUGGAUCCAUUUUGAGGGGCGGAAUGUAGCCAAUGUGGCCCAGAUGAUUAAAUUGGUGCGGGAACACAACAAAGGUCUUCCACGAGGUGAAUUCAUCACCACCUCUGUGGAGAUUGAGAAAGCCAAACCAGAACUGGAGGCUCUUAUUCCCCUGGCUGAUGUGGUGUUUGUCUCCAAAGACUUUGCUGCCUUCAAGGGCUACUCAAACAAGGCAGAGACCCUGGAGCGGGUGAAGGCUCUGGCGCAUCCUGGGGCAGUGGUGGUGUGCCCUUGGGGGGAGGAAGGGGCCAGUGCUUGCCAGGGCAGUGGAGUGAUGGUACACAGCCCUGCUUUUCCCCCUGCCAGUGUGGUGGACACCCUUGGGGCUGGUGACACCUUCAAUGCUGCCACCAUCUUUGCCUUGGCACAUGGCAGUGCCCUAGAAGACAGCAUCAGGUUUGGAUGUCGUGUAGCAGGUGCCAAGGUGGGAGUGAUAGGCUGGGAACCAAUGCGGGGCCUCCUUGGGUCAGGUACACUGCUGCUCAAGAAUGAGGCUUCUCUGGCCACCUGAUACAGGGAAGUUGGAGGUGGGGGAUUGGCUGCAGGCAAUGUUGAGGGUGUGGUGUGUGCAGCAUGGGUGUAUCUGCUGGUACUGUUGUUACUGUGGCAGGUGCUGUCUGAGGAUAGUCCCAGCUGGGGUCCUGAGGCACCAUCACAAUGAGGUGCUACCACACAGGAAACACUAACUGGUGGCUUUGGACCAUCAUGGGGAUGUUAAAUUAAUGUUUUGUAGUACUUCUAUCAUUAAAGUAAGGACCCUCCUGCACUGUGCCCAGCCACAGCUGGUGGAGGGUCCUGGUGCUGUAUUGGCUGCUACACUAGGUCAUGAUUAAUGGGUUGUCCUUAAUUUGCACUACAGGGAUCACCAGUCAGGAGACAGUUUUUACAUGUGCAGAAACAGCCUACCAAUCUUGUCAUGGCAGCCUGAAUAACUGUGUAAAUGAUUAAAGAAUUGAAUGUAUGAAAAAAUAAAUAAUUAAGAAU
Messenger RNA from Scylla paramamosain (green mud crab), 2066 nucleotides. RefSeq names its product ketohexokinase-like. NCBI's taxonomy places the organism in Eukaryota, Metazoa, Arthropoda, Malacostraca, Decapoda, Portunidae. Bases 640 to 1593 code for a protein of 317 amino acids. Gene Ontology annotation, molecular function: ketohexokinase activity. Gene Ontology annotation, biological process: fructose metabolic process. The record is from RefSeq and is a predicted model, not a curated record. The transcript is spliced from 7 exons.